AUCGUCACUAUAGCAACGGAUUUAAUCUUGUAAGUUAGCGUGUGAACACAUUCGCCUGUUUUUUUAUAUUCGUGACACUAUAUCUCAGUCAAACAUGAUGGAGGAAUCAGAUACGUACCACAUCCGACCUAACCAUCGGUUCAAGUUUAAGCCAGCCGUCGUAAAGGGAUACAUCCGUAAUAUUGUGAGGGAGCGUCUUUCUGAUGUGCAGUACGAACCAGAGACUGUCGCAGAGCUGACCCGUUCACUGGCAGAGAGCGUAAAGGACAAAGUGAAGACUGCAGAAUUUGACAGAUACAAGAUUGUUGUGCAGGUGCUCAUUGGAGAACAACGAGGACAAGGAGUAAAGAUGUCUGCUAGGUGUUUGUGGGACGCAGACACGGACAACUAUGCAGAAGAUGUUUUCAUGAAUGACAGCUUGUUCUGUGUGGUGACAGUUUUUGGAAGCUAUUAUUACUGAAGACUUGAAGCAUGGAUGACAGCAAAUCCUUUUAUAUAUAGAGUUAUGAAAUGAACAUUUCUGAGACGGCACACUGCCAGCUCUUCAGCUUCUGGAGAGUGGAAAUAUGUCAUUUCUGUCUUUUUCAGAAGUAUGAUUCUCACACAUCCUGUACAGGACCUUUGCUGAUGUAGUGAUAAUAUAAUGAAUGCUCUCAAUGUAAUUUUCUGACUUGACAAGAUAGAGAUUGAUGACAGAAGCUGUUUGAACAGCUAAUUCUGGAUUGCACCUAAUGAUGUGCCAGCCUGGACUCCCAGGUGCUGACUAGAUGGUGUCAGUUCAGCUGGGCAAAGGAACUUUCCCAAAUUCAUUUUAUUUUAAAGGAUAAUUCAAUAAAAAUAAAUUAUUUUAACCAACACAUGUUAUUGUUUAUGUUUUGGAGCUGCUGCAUCAGAAAAUGUCAGAAUCAUGACAGAAAUGAUAAUCAACUUUUAUAAUUAUAGAACAAGACAACACAAAUCUGGAUAUUUGGACAUAUCUGGGUAGCAUCACAAUUAUUACCACUUUAUUCUGUAUUCUACAAAUUUUAGUACUUCCUUCACAGUUAUGCGUUAGCUUAGUUUUCUGGGAAUAUUCAAAUGUCCUUUUGGACUCUAUGCCUAAGCAAUUUAAAUGUUUAGAGCUACACAGACAUCUUCUAUAACGGGUUAAAGAAACUGUUCAUAUUUGGAAAAUAAUACUGUCAUCAAAUUUAAGCUGAAAAAAAUAGCCAAGUAAAGACAUUAAUGAUGAAAAAUGAAACUAUAUCCUUACAUGCUGCUGACCAAACAGAGUAGGCUAAACACAUGGGACUUUUCAUUUUUUUUAUGACUGAAAAGAGGUUUUUGUUCCUACAAAAUGACUCACAUCUUCUACCUACAAUGUCUGAGUUGUCUCACAUCUCCCUCUAAAUGAAUCCAAUAAAAUUCAACAUCUACUUUUUUUAACCGUUUCAUUUCCUAAACUUCCACAUAAACUUCAUAUUUUACAGAUAGUUGCUGUCAAAUUGAGUGCCUGGAGUUCAACUGAAGGUUUGCUUAAUGUGGAAAUUACAAAAUACUCUUCUAUUGUAAUCAUUUGUUACAAUGAAAAUACGCAUUUUGUUGUCUUCUCGUCUCGUUCCCAGCGAAGCUUUAAAUCAAUUGUCUUCUUAGUUAAUGUUUUAAAAAUCCAACUCACUGAUUAAUUUGUCUUCCUGUCUUCUUUAUCUCUGCACAAUCUGUUAUCUCUUGGCUUUGAUCUGGAUGCUGUGUUUGUCACUGAUACCUUAUCUGCUGAUGUAAGCACAAAGUCUGGCGACAGAACAAUAUCCUAAUCAUUCUUUGGUCAUGACCAUACCUUUGGCUAAGACUGCUCCAUAAUGAAGGAUGUCUGCUGCAGCAAAAACAUCACUAUAACUCAGUGGUUUGUGGGUAGGUAGGAUUCCCCGAGCUUGUAGAAAUGUUCUUCUCUACUUAUAUUACUUCUAUUUUUUAGCAGACUACAUAAUGUAAACAGCCCUGGUCUAGGAGAAUUCCCAGUAAUCUGCUAUCAGUCAUUUAAUAUGUGUACAUUAAAUGCAUAAUCACCCAUUUAAAUGUGAGCAAACCACAUCAGCACACAGGGAUGUUUUUUGGUCAGGCUAAGGUAGGAGCAGAUCAAAUCAACAGUUUCAAAAUUAGAAACACUGGCAAAUAGUUUUGUGCAUAUAUCCCCGGGUUAUGUUUAUUCAGCAGAGUUUGUUGUUUACUGCUGUGCUUCUGGCCACUGUCGUAAUGCAUGUACGGUUUAGUUGGUGUUAUUGAACCUUGGGGCCUUUGAUUUUAUUCCAGGAUAAAUUGCUGUUCAGUGAUUCUCCAUUUCAUAGUUUCUAAACAUUCUUCACUGUUAUUUUUUCAAUACCUUAUGUGUCUUCUGUUGUAAUAUUCCUAUUACAGUAUUUACAUCUUACUUUCUGUCUGUUCAAACAAUGUUUUUCAUUUUAAGUUUUUACAUGUGCAGCAGCUCUUUAAAAUGGUCUUUUGUUGAUCUUUGAAGGCAGACAGUGUCCCUAUUUAAAUUUUCAGCCUCACUUGUUCAGUUUUCCUCUAACUGUCUAACUGUCCUCAAUCAUAUCAUUUAAAGCUCUAACUGAGACCUG
Messenger RNA from Xiphophorus maculatus (southern platyfish), 2597 nucleotides. RefSeq names its product Tctex1 domain containing 2 (gene dynlt2b). Gene Ontology annotation, molecular function: dynein intermediate chain binding. The coding region runs from base 95 to 460 and encodes 121 amino acids. The transcript is spliced from 5 exons. Lineage: Eukaryota; Metazoa; Chordata; Actinopteri; Cyprinodontiformes; Poeciliidae. Gene Ontology annotation, biological process: microtubule-based movement. Gene Ontology annotation, cellular component: cytoplasm; cytoplasmic dynein complex. The record is from RefSeq and is a predicted model, not a curated record.